ACGGGGCGGAGUCAGAGGUGGAAGUUGACUGGUGAAAACAUGGUUGAACACGCUGAAAUCCGCGUGGUUCAUCGAGGUGGCAGUAAAAUUAACUUCAGGCAGCCUGUCAUAAGUAAUGAUUCAAGGUUCCUGUUGUGUGCUUCAGGAGAGAGUGUUAAGGUGUUCAGCACCUCCACAGAGGAGUGUAUCCAUGACCUGCGGGGACACACCGACCUGGUGACAGGUGUGCUGCUCAGACCUUCCAACCAUCUGCAGGUCUACUCCUGCUCAACAGAUGGCACUGUCAGACUUUGGGACUUUACAGACGGCAUCCUCAUAAGGACUUAUGUCAUCGGCCACCCAAUCUACUCCAUAUAUGGAUCUGCAAACCAUGACGGGGUCCUCUUUGUUGUUACUGAGAGGCAAAGUAACAAAGGACCAGAGUUGUUCCAGCUGGUUGCGCUACAUCUGCCGCAGUGUGGAGAUCAGCUGGUGGAGGCCAGAGAGCUUUCUGCUGUGCUCAACAACUGCAGCUCCAACCCUGAGGCCGUCGCCUUUGGUAGACUGGGAGAAUAUCUGGUUUCAGCUAAAGAAUUGCAGCUGGAGAUCUACUUCUUCAAGAAGCAGAAGUCUUUCAGGUUUUUCCUCAAAGAAAGCAACAAGAAAGGAGCCAGGAACAAGUUCACAUGCGUCGCCUGCCACCCACGAGAUGACUGCAUCGCCACGGGGCACGAGGACGGCAAGAUCCGGCUGUGGAGAAAUUUCAACCACAACAAGGAGUACACAUACUCCACCCUUCACUGGCACCACGAUGCUGUGGGCUCGCUGUGCUUCACCCCAGAAGGCACCAACUUGCUGAGUGGAGGUUUGGAGUCGGUACUUGUUCAGUGGAGAUACAACCAAGAAAGCCAGCGGGACUUCCUGCCCCGCCUGGGUGGUGCCAUCACACACAUCACCGUCUCACCCGACGGAGCUUUGUUCUGCACCUCUCACACUGACAACAAAAUCAUGAUCAUCCAGAGCUGUGUUAAAGUGUCGGCUGUCAUUCAGGGCCUGGUCAAAGGUGAAAAUGUCAGGACAGACUUGAUUGUGGAUCCACGCAGCAAAGCUUUGGUGCUGAAUGGAAAACCAGGACACCUUCAGUUUUACUCGCUCCAGAGAGACAAACUGCUGUACAACCUAGACAUCGUCCAGCAGGAGUACAUUAAUGAAUCAGGCCUGGAGCAGUUCGAGGUGGUCACAGCAGCGUUCGACGCCUCUGGCAGCUGGUUGGCAACGGUGGAGGAAAGAAAACAGAAAGCUGCUGAGCUGGAGCUUAACUUAAAACUGUGGGCGUUUGAUGAACAGACACAGAGUUUUGUGCUGAACACGACCAUCUCGGCUCCCCACGAGGGACAGAUUACAGCCAUGUGCUUUGACCAAGCAGCCAACAGCCAGACCACCCUGCUGGUCUCCACCAGCAGAGAUGGACACUUCAAAGCCUGGCAGCUGGCUGCAGCAGCCCACACAGAGCAGGAUGAAGGGCCCUCCUGGUCGUGUGAGUUCGUCGGGGCCUAUCACAGCCUGGUACCUGAAUGCUGCUGCUUCUCAGCCGACGGCUCUCUGCUGGCCGUCAGCUUUCAGGAGGUGGUGACCCUGUGGAGCCCGACCUCCUGGGAGCUCCUGGUAACGCUGUCCCAGCCGCCAGGACCUGUCAGGAAUCUUUGUUUUGGGAGACUGAGCUGUUCAAAGUAUCUGCUGGGAACCACCACCAGUCAACUGCUCUGCUGCUGGAACCUCCUCACAUGCUCCUUGGAGUGGAGCACGUCCAUGGACAUCAGCCUGCUGCUGGCUGACCCCCUCUCUGAGAACAUGGCUGCCUUCUGCUUUCAAGCUGGAGCCACUGAUUUGUUUGUGUUCAGGCCCAAUGAACCUCUGCCGCUGUUUUCCCAUAAGGCCGUGUGUUCUGGGAAAGUAACUCGAGCCAUUUUCGCCCCAAGGGAGAUGAUGCUGGAGAGCUGUGAGGAGAGCAGCCAGUGGCUCAACUGCUCUCAGCUUUACUUCAUCACACGGUACAUGGACCUCCUGGCGUUUACCACCAAAGCAGAGGAGGACAGGCUCAAUGCUUCCAGCAAACAGCUUGCUAUUGAUGACAGCGUCGCCAUGACACCAUUCUAUCUGUUGCUGGGGAAACAUCGGGAUCAGCCACAUGAAAAUCCGGAGCUAAUGAGCAGCCGGUCUGCCGAGAGAACGGCUCUGCCUCAGAGCUCUGCUGCCAUCAAAGAGCUUCUGCAGACCCCGGCCCACGUCCUGCCCUCCACCUCUUUCCUCUGCUCCAUGUUCGUACAGUCCCUGCUGGUCUCCGUCACAGACCCCAGCCUCAGGGAGGAAAACAAACAAGCAGAGGAGGAAAUGGAGAGUGAAAAAGAGGAAGAGGAUUCAGAUGGGGAAAUGGAAGCCAGAGUCCCGAGACCAGAGCAGGCAUCAUCGGGGGGCCCGGAGUCCACCACCCCCACCUUAACUAAAGCUCAGGUUAAGGAACUGAGAAGGGUGAAGAAACUGGACCACAGCUGGCUCGCAGGCCUCCUGGACUCCUGAAAACCACUGCAUGUAAAAACAGACACUCGUACAGAUGCGGCGCCUACAGGAAGCUUCCUGCAGACAUUUUGGUUUGAUUGUUUUACUGUUUGAUGCCAUCAAGUGAAAGUGGAUUUCUCCAGGACAGGAAAAAGGCAGUGCCCAGGAGGAAGCAGAUUACUGCAAAAAUUGAACCCAAAACAAAUGUUGGAAAAGCGUCUGCUGCCUUGGCAGGACUGCAUGGUCUGUUGAACAAUAGAAAUUCCUCCCGUUAAAAGCGCCUUCGUUGUGCAACAGCAGAGUCACAAAUAAAACUCUGAAAGCCUGCCCUACCAGAAAAUUCACAUUACUGUUUUCUAAGCCAUUCCUGUCCAGCUUUAGGUUAUGUUUGCAGUCUUUGUCCUAUUUGAAAUUAAAUAUUUUUUUCCACUU
Molecule: messenger RNA, 2967 nt
Organism: Melanotaenia boesemani (Boeseman's rainbowfish)
Lineage: Eukaryota; Metazoa; Chordata; Actinopteri; Atheriniformes; Melanotaeniidae
Gene: wdr75
Product: WD repeat domain 75
Exons: 21
Coding region: 40-2556 (838 amino acids)
Biological process (GO): positive regulation of rRNA processing; positive regulation of transcription by RNA polymerase I
Cellular component (GO): nucleolus
Molecular function (GO): RNA binding; protein binding
Source: RefSeq, a predicted model, not a curated record